AUGCUGGCGAUUGCACAGCUGGAGAACCUACUGCAGUCCCUCGCCCAAGUCGGUUUGCAAGCAGAAGUUCGUCAGGGCGACGAGUCCUCUCUACUGGUCUUUGUUCGAGCUUCCGAGAAGCGUCUGAAGCGAGCGGUGUAUCGGUCGCGAGUCCGUGAUUGGCUUUACGGUAUCCGAAAUGCCGAACCUACGUCCGCCAAUUCGACGGAGACUCAGACCGAGGCCGAGCGCCUGCGGGUCGUUCACCAGAUGAUCACACACCCCGGCGAGGAAGGCGGCGCCGGCAUCACCCCCAACCACGGGGAAUGGAAGAAUGUCACAGCCAUAUUUCCGUUGCAUGAUAUCGAAACGAACAAGACUUGGAUGCGGGAGUGGAGUAAGAAAACAUUCCUCUCCGAUGACGACUUGGAUCAGAUCCGAAACAAAUUUGGAGAAAGUGUUGGAUUCUACUUUUCCUUCUUGCAGUCAUACUUCCGAUUCCUCAUCUUCCCCGCUGUCUUUGGAUUCUCCUGCUGGUUCCUACUCGGCGGGUUCUCGCUCAUUUAUACUGCCGUCAACUGCCUUUGGUGUAUCAUCUUUGUGGAAUACUGGAAGCGCCAGGAGGUCGAUCUCAGCUGCAGGUGGGAGACCAAAAAUGUAUCAGUUGUGAGGACCAAUCGCCGUGAAUUCAAGCCGGAGAAAGAGGUGAUUGAUGAAGGGACCGGCGAGAAGCGUGGUGUUUUCCCGGCCACCAAGCGCAUGCAGAGACAGCUUCUGCAGAUUCCCUUCGCUUUACUUGCUGCAAUUGCGCUGGGUGCUAUCAUUGCGACCUGUUUUGCCAUCGAGAUCUUCAUCUCGGAACUCUACAACGGUCCACUGAAGACAUAUUUGAUUUUCAUUCCGACCAUUCUUGUGUCAGCGCUUGUGCCCACCAUGAGCGCCAUUCUCACCUCAAUCGCCACAAAGCUCAAUGACUAUGAGAACCACGAGACCAAAGAUGCAUAUGAUGUCGCACUUACCCAGAAAGUCUUUGUGAUCAACUUCAUCACUUCAUACCUUCCAAUCUUCUUGACGGCCUUCGUUUACGUACCAUUUGCCAGUCUCAUUGUGCCGUACCUCGAUGUCUUCCACUUGACAGUCCGGCCUUUCGUGUCCAAGGAACAUGCCGUCGCAAAGCAAUCGCACUUCCAGAUUGACCCCGCUCGUCUGCGCAACCAAGUCAUCUACUUCACCGUGACGGCGCAGAUUGUUGGCUUUGCCAUGGAGACAAUUGUGCCUUACCUCAAACAGCAUGCCCUGCGCAAAUACAAGAAGUAUAACAAGGAACGCAAUGGCAAGUUGGAGCGCAAUGGCGACAAAGAGUCACCAGAGAGACCCGCUAUAGUAUAUGAUGAUCCUGCCGAGGAAGUGCAGUUCCUUGCACGCGUUCGAAACGAGGUCGAACUCUCCGAGUAUGACGUGACCGAUGACCUCCGCGAAAUGUGCAUUCAAUUCGGAUAUUUGGCCCUGUUCUCGCCUACCUGGCCUCUUGUCCCGCUCUCGUUCUUCGUGAACAACUGGAUCGAGCUCCGUUCAGACUUCUUCAAGAUCUGCAUGGAGUUCCGUCGACCCGUUCCACUUCGCACUGACUCGAUUGGUCCCUGGCUGGAUAGCUUGGGCUUCCUCUCCUGGGUUGGUAGCAUUACCAGCGCCGCGCUAGUGUACAUGUUCAGUGGCAAUGCACAGCACGGACCUAACGGUGAACCGACGGACAUCAAGGGGUGGGCGUUGCUUCUCACUAUCUUCUUCUCGGAGCAUCUGUAUCUUAUCGUCCGCUAUGUCGUGCGGGCUGCGAUGGCCAGGAUCGAGCCCCCGAACUCUCGCAAGGAGCGCGCUGAUCGGUAUCUCAUGCGCAAGCGCUACCUCGAGUCCUCCAUCAAUGCAGAGGGUGAUGAGGAUGACGAAGAAGACGAGCUGGCCUCGCAGUCUCAGGCACCUGAAAUCUCGCGCACCUCUUUAGAGGAUGAUGCUCGGAAGGCAUCGUUGCAUGGGGCUGAUCCUGCAGCCCGAUUUUGGUUGCACCAGCGUGGUUGGACGGAGUCAGCACAGGUGGGUGCUGGUAUCAUCCAGGCUCAGCCAGUUCGGGGUAGUGUGAAAAAGCAGCAGUAA
Molecule: messenger RNA, 2127 nt
Organism: Penicillium olsonii
Lineage: Eukaryota; Fungi; Ascomycota; Eurotiomycetes; Eurotiales; Aspergillaceae
Source: the annotation of a GenBank genome assembly